This is a messenger RNA of Megalobrama amblycephala (Wuchang bream), 1444 nucleotides long. RefSeq lists its product as uncharacterized. The record is from RefSeq and is a predicted model, not a curated record. NCBI's taxonomy places the organism in Eukaryota, Metazoa, Chordata, Actinopteri, Cypriniformes, Xenocyprididae. The coding region runs from base 562 to 1233 and encodes 223 amino acids. The transcript has 2 exons.
UCUCACCUCAGCCAUCCACAUCUCGUGAUGGAGAUGGGCAGCCUCCUCCUCCUCCUGUCACAGUCUCAGGGCUGUCACAACAGCCACCUCAGGCUCCAGACCAGCUGGCUGCAUCAUCUGGCCCUGCACCAUCUACAGGGAGCAGUGCAACAGACCAGGCUCAAGUUAGUAUAGCUUAAUCAGAAUAUUUUAUGCUCUAAAUUAUGACAUUUUGUAUAUAUUAAUGAAUACAUUUUAUAGGCACCAGUUCUUGGGCCCGAUGGUGUUGCUGGCUGGGACAAAGUUCAGAAUUUGGCUGGAUAUUUGGUGGACCUCCGUCAAGCCCCUUACUUGGAUGAGCAGCAGGUGAGAGAGAUCAUCCGCCUCUGGAGUGCUCUUGCUGCUGGAGACAAGGCCAGGAUUCAGUAUCAGCCCAGACAUCAGGCCAAGCUCACACAGGGCCGCUUCAAGGCCCCUAAAGGCACCAGAGUGACCCCAGGGGUGGAGAGUGUGAAGAGGUGCUUGAUCGGCCAUCCAGGCGGGCCAGCUCAGUGGCCCAACACCAGCCGCUUGGUCGAGGCCAUGUGCAUCAAGCUGUGUGAAGUCCAUAAGUCCCCGAGUAAGAAGGCUGGUGUCCGCAUUCCUCGAUGGACCAAAAUCUUGGCAGACUACCAUCACAUCAGAGAACUGGUGCUGAGCAGUCGACCACUGAUGGAUGACACGUCAAUCCAGCUUUUUGAGCUCAACCAAAGGACACUCAUUCAGUGGUUUCAACGGCGGCAGAACACCCAGGAGAUGAGUGUUCUUACACAAGGCCUGGCUGCAGAGGACCGCAUCCCUGUAGCCACCACACAGCUCCCUCCUGCCCAGGAGAGGUUAGAGGAGGCUCCCACAACAUCUGGGCCACAGCAUGAGUUUGUGCUCCCUACAAACAGGGAGGGACAGGCUCCUCACCUGCGGCCAGGCAGACGACCUGGUAGUGUCACAGCAGUGCGCCCUAUCACUCCUGCACCAGCGGCUCCUCCUACACUACCUGCUCUCGAGCCAUUGUCAGGGUUCUUAAUUGUGAACCCACUUGUGAUGGGAUCUGGUGCAGGUACUUCUGCAGUUGUGUCCCCUGCAGGUCCAGUUGUUGCUGCUCCCAUUGCCCCUGUGUCUGUGUCUCGCUUUACACAGAGAAACAGGCGGCGCAGGGCUAAAGAGGAGGCCACUGGAACCAACAAAAGAAAAUAUGUUCGUGGUACAUGCAUUUAAUACAUGCAGUAAAUGUGGGCAACCCAAAACAAAGGAUUUUGGCCACAGCCGCUAUGGAAAUGCCACUUUUUGCCCGCAUUCCUCCGGUGGAAAAUCUCUAGAGGAGUGGCUGGCAGAACAGCGCCAGCACAAGAAGCCAGGAAACCCACUGCCAUAGUGCAGAGGUGGACACUCACCCCCUGCCUGUAAAUACUGUAUAUUAUACUAUGUA